AAAGGGUUCAGAAGAGAAGUUUGAUUAGAGAGAGGAACACAUCUUGCAAUGCAGCCAGGAGGAUUUGGAGCACAGUCCAAAUAGUAACUAUUACUCUUCACCCCAGUCACAGGUCCACUGGUUACUGCUGGGUCUGUGGAUUUGUGGGGUAUGCAGAAGACAAGGCUGGACUCACUCACCCUUCAGCUGAGAUCAGAGUUGGUAAGUUGUGUUAAAGGGACAAUGUGGGCAUAUUACAAUGUAUCACAAAGUGUUGGUGUGCCUUGCUGAACUGGUUCAGGGUGUAACUGUAAAAUGUCAGAAUAUUAAUGUUACUAUGCACUGAUUAGGAUAUUUUAUUGAUCCAGUGAGCAGUGAUAAAGAUAGGAUUUGACAUUAAUCCACAGUUGACUUGUGAUUUAAUGCAUGAUUUAUUAAUGGAAUGGGUAAUAUGCUGAUCCAGGCUCAAUGUAAAAAAAAAAAAAAAAAUAUCCAAAUAAAUUCAUUUCCCUGUGUAUUUUAGAAAACAGACAUAAAAGGUUGCAAUUGGGAUUAUUGAAUUCAAUGAUAACCUAACCACAGCAAAUUUCCUUAUAUUUAAUAUCUCUGCUUGUUAUUAUGGGAAGGUCUUUGAUCCUGUACAGUUGUUGCAUUACAGAUGUUUUUCAACUGCAUUUCCCACGAUGCUCAGCCAACAUUUUACUAGCUGAGCUUCACGGGGAAUGUAGUUCACAGAAAUCUGCAGUGCCACAAUGUGAAAUUCACCAACAUCAGGGAGAAGGAUGGCCAUGUUGUGAGUGUGGUGCCGUGUUAGUCCAAGGCAUGUAGUCUAUAGCCCUGCUUGUGGCUGUAAAUGAUGAGAGCUGUAUGCAGUUUAGCCAGAGAUGCAGAUGAAGAUUUAAGCCUCUGUGAUCAGCCGCAGCUUGCCAGGCAGGACAUAAGCAGAGCAAGCACAUGCAUGCCCAGCGUAUACAUCUGUAAUGAUCAAUUUUCACAUCUCCAAACAAUCAGUGGGAUUUUCCCUGCUAAAGAAAAUAGGCGAUUGCAGGGAAUGUGACUGCAUGUAAUGGGGAGAAUGUAGAGGCCAUAUAUAUUGCGAUGGAUAUUCGCUGUGCAUGUACUCUCUAUAUAUCUCUCACUUUUCCUAAUACUGAACCAGUGAGGGCUUCUACGAAACAAGUUGUGUAUAAAGAUUUUGCCUGACCAUCGCCAUUUCAUGUUAAUGUGGUUUUACCCCAUCUGUUUCUAAACAAUUAAUACUAUACCAGACCUUGCACUAAACUCCAAAUUGUAAUAAACUAAAUUCCAAAAGGCAAAACUGAGAUAAUCCGAACUGGGAUUAUAGACGAGUUGGAUCAUUUUUCCACAUCUGCUAUUUUGUCCUUAUUUUUGCCUUUCAAAUUAUAGAUUUGUACAAUUCUGAGAUUUUACAAAUAAAAGCUUUAUUAAAUCCACCAAAUUUGGAAUUACUAAAAUUUUGCUGUCAGAGCAAACUUUUUCUGAUAGUUUCAGCGUCAAUCGCUACACAUAAUUUUUUCCAUUUAUUUCUACCUGUAAGUAGUUGUAUCAAUUGCUCUAAUGACCUCAAACAUUCCAUCUUUGAUUAUGUUAAUCCAUUUAUCUACGACUUUUGUCAGAGCUUUUUAGUAUAGCACCAACCUAUUCUACAGUGUUGUACUUGUCCUCCUCUUUGUAGUCACCCAAUCAUUUUUGCUGAGUCUUCUCCCCUUCUCUGUGCCAACAACCCCAUCCUUUUCUACCCAAACUUCCCUCAUAAACGGCCAGCAUGAAUGUGAUUUUGUAAAACGGUGUUGUUGACGAAGUAGUUAAACAUUAGUGCAGAUAGUAAGAGAGGUUUUAGCAGUGUGAGUGCAUGUUAGAACAGGCAGGAAACGCUGUGCACACUGAAAGAAUGUCUGUUCAGGAGGUGUCAGGGAUUAGGCGGUUUAUAUUCUCGAAUAUUUCAUGAUCUAACAUUAUCUGCUGCUCAGAUAAGUAACAUGGAGACAUCUGUGCAUCUUUUUUUAUCUGGGUCCCAUGCAGGCAUGUUAAUGAAAAGUGUAACAAUGUCCGCUAUACUGUAAGAUUUACAUUAAAAGCAUGUAGUAUAGAUAUGGACGUGUGAAAAUUUUCAUGUCUGCAUCUGUCUACAUGUUCGCACUAAGCUGGGAAUUGUGCAGAACUGACAAGAGAACUGUGAAUUGUUUGGCAAAGAACCAAACUGCAAAAAGACUGCAAAAAGAUCUGAUUUAGUUUUUGCAAACGCGUUAUUUUGCCAUAAAUCUUGCAAUUCCUUUGUCGAUUCACCACAGUUCCAUGUUUAGUAAAAAAAACUAGAGUGUGAUUUAAUUUCAUGACUUCAGACUCAAAGCACAGUAGUCCUCCCUGUGGCCUGUGAUGCUAUUUCUGGACCACAUGUCCCACUAGUUCAAGUCUAAUGACAUGAUGGCUAAAAAUGGAACUUCAAAUGUUUGUAAAAUGCAUUUCCCAUGAUGCCUUGUGUUGGCUAGGCAUCAUGGGAAGUGCCUUUAACAUGCAUCUCUUUACCAUAACCCACUGGCCAUGUAUAACACCUACUAAUCAUGUAAAUUGAUUCUGUAUUGCCAAAUGCUGGUCUCUCCAUGUUAUUUAUUGCCCCAGGGCUAUGUGUAAAUAGGUCUGUGUGCUGUGCAAACACUCCCAUCUCUACUCUAGGAGCUGCAAGGCCAAUAACUCACUUAUCUUGAGGAAUUAGACUGUUAGUUUUUGGUUUGUGGAUGUGAGGUUUAAUCUCCAACAGACAGCAUCCAGGGUUGUCUCUGCAAUAAGCUGACCAAGUCUGGAUAAUAAAAAAUAUUUGUCUCAUCAUAGGUAUAGUGAGGCUUUUUUAAAUCAAUAAAUAGACCUGAGAUGCAGAGUUGUUAAAGUGAUGCAAAGACUAUGGCAACUGAUGGUUGGUCCAGAAUUGUAACUUUAUGCCAGAAUAUACUCCAAUCUGUUUUCCAAAAACUUAGCUACUUUGUCUCUCCCAGUAGGCUCUGCCUCCUCUCUAAACUACUGCAUUUCCGGUAUAAUAUUUAUUUCACAUAUAAAAUGCUUUUGCGUAUCUGAAGGCAUGGGCAGAGGAUGUAUUGUGCCCUAACUUGCACUGAACUGGCAUAAAACCUGGAUAUACAAAAAUAACUUAAUCAUAGUGAGAACACUGCGCCCAGUCAUACUUGUAAUGAGAUUUCCAGCACCUGUGGCAGGAAUUAGGGAUCAGCCCAGUGUGGGGGCGGCAUGUGUCACUGGGGUAAGGGAUGACAGGGAUCUGAGCAACAAAGGAGAGGAAAGCAUUCUGGGGCAGGAGUGGGGACAGGAUAAAAAGAUAGAUAGAUAGAUAGAUAGAUAGUGCAUUAAGAUGUAGGAUCAGAUAGAUAAAGCUAAAUACAAGUAGCAGGAUACAGACAGAUGUACAAUGUGGAAUACACUGGGAAUCUAUACAUUAUAAUGAUAGAUAUAUAAACAGAAUUGUAUUGAUAAGUUGAUCUGGGCACAAAGCUAGCAUUAAUCAUUAGAUUAAAAAGAUGGAUAGAAUUAGCAAAUGAUGGACUAGAUCAAAAGAAUUUGGCUGAGAGACAGAUCAUAUAAUUUCUGUACAUCUCGACACAAUAAAUAGUGUUAAUAUAGUUUUAGAGAGAGAGAGAGAGCAAAAAAUAUUCUAUUGAAAAACCACAGAUGGUCAAAUCCCUAAUAAAUGUUAAAAUUAACCCAUUACAAAUAUAUACAUGGCCACAUACUCCCAAACCCAUUACAACAUUUCUCAUUAAAAAGUAAAAAUAAUGACAUAUACUACAUAUGAAUUUUAGAUGCAGGUUAAGCAGGGAAAUUAAAUACAACUGUUCGCUUGCUUUGCAUUUGUUUAGAGAGGUCAUGCAGGGUUAAUAAAUGCACAAUUACUGAUGUUCUGGAGGAGGGGUGAGGGGACUUAACCCAGGCAGUCGAUGACUGUCGAUGAUGUAUUAUCAUCAUAAAGAAUUAGAAAUGAAUGGUUAAUUGCAUAGAAAGAAACAUUAAAAAUCUUGAUCUUUUAUUUAUAAUUUACUCGCCGCACAUGAUCCUAUAGAUAUAACACUGUGGGGUUUAUUCAUGAAUUGGGAAUUGCAAAUUUUUUACCAAACUGGAAAAAUUCUCAAAUUCAUAUAGUUUUCCAGCCCCUUAUAUAUGGCGUAUAUUUGUCAGGACCUGUGCUGAUAUUGUAUGUGUAAUACAAACAGCCUCUUCUAAUAAGAUUGAGUCAGUCUUUGAACAUUGUCCCUGGUUGACACUAAUUUUGAGACACGUUUCCUGGGAAGAAAAAAAGGCCUGAUCGAGACAGAUGUUGUGCAGAUGGAAGUCAAAAAACAGGCAAAGCAAAUGGUCCAGGGGAGUGUGCAUUAAGAGUGAGGAUGGAGAAACUGGACAGACAGAGGCAGACAGAUUAGUAUUCCUCCCUGGCAGUUGAAUGGUUAACUGGCUCGGGUGUCCGGGUCGCCUGUUCUUAUAGCCUGGGGCUAAGUGUUGUGUGCUUAUUGUGUAGGCUCGUGUGUCUGCUUGCUCCCUGUGGGGAAGGGGGAUGGUUUAAGAAUAUGCAUUUAAAAGCUUCACCUCCUUUCCCUGUGGUUAGGUGGGGAGAGGGGGAUAAGAAAUGCCUGAGGGUAUGUAUUUCUUGGACUACUACCAACCUCCAAUGCUCUCGGGCGUGUGCCAAAAAUCAAGGCACGCUGUUGUUGGCCCAAUCAACCCUUAUUUAAACCAGCUAUGGCAUGCCCUAGCUUCUAGUCUAGACUUCAAGAGAAUUGUACGUUAUUAGCAGAGCAUUCAAUCAAACAAUACCGGGUAAUGAGAAGCCUGGGAGGGGGAAUAGUAUAGAAAACAGGUAGAUGAGGUAAGAUGGCACAGCAACGGCAUCGCUAGAUGGUGUGCCAAAUUAAUGUGCUAUGGGGAACUUCGAAAAAUUGGGCACAGAAUCAACCUUACAACGGUAGCAUAAUAGGGUACAAAGUAAAAUGCUCCACUUAGAACUUGGGGUUACGUAGCAGAAUGGGUAUUUACACAGGACAUUAAAAAUGUGACAGAUCAGAACAAUAUUUUAUUUAUAAGUGUAUUCAUUUUCAUUUACUAUUUAACUCAUAACAAUAUUCGUAUUGUGCAUAGAUUAUUUACGGAACAGUGAGUUGUAGUUGUAUUGCAAAUUUUAGUAUAGAAUUCCUGAGUUUCGCUUAAAAUGCAUAUUACUAAUUUCAGUUCCACACAAUAUCCAGCUUGGUGAAAUAUCCUCUUAAACACUGUUUGCUAGGUCUCACUGCAGGUUAUCGCAGGUUAAUAAAGCACUCAAAGUAAUUGAUUUUUUAAUGAAUUUAUAUACACCGUCCUCUUACAUAUUCUCACUUUCUCUUUCCAGCUGUACAUGAAGGAGUCUGGUUCCUCUCUCACUGCACAGAUGGAGUGUAUGUUUCGUGUCCUCCAGGACUUAAAGCGUUCUUCACCACCUUCACCUGUGGAUAAAGAGGAGACACCGGUGCCGCCUCUUCGCAGAGUUCUCAAACGAGAUCACCGUCCUGGUCACCGAACAUCUGACUUAUCUGAAGCAGACUCUGCAUGUUGUAUGGAUCUCCCAAGUGAAACAUCUCCAGUGACUUGUGGGCAACGGGGACUGGAAUGGGACUCAGGAUAUUCUGAAGUGUCUGGGGGCUCUUUGCGGGGAGAGGAAGAGGAGGAGGAAGAAGAAGAAGGAGAGAAGAUUCCUGCUCCUCCUGUACUGCGACGGAAUCUUCUUCCCCCUUGUCAGCGCCUCUCCUCUGCUGGACCUCUCCGUCCAAGCCAAGGGAGGGUACGGCCUAAGUCCACAUCAGAUGUUUGCUUAGAACAAUGGGGGGGUAUCGGAAUGGGAGUUGGUUCUCAGGACUGGACAGGAUGUCUUCUUUCCCAGUGCCGAAGUCGCCAACCAUUGGUUUUAGGGGACAAUAGCUUUGCAGACUUGGUCAAGCAAUGGAUGGACUUGCCAGAAAAAGGGGAGGAAGAUGAAAGACGGGCCAGAGAUGCUAGUAAAUGGUUAAACAAGCCCCAUGGUUUCCUAGUCAGCUUGUCUGGUAAUGUGAAAAGGCGGCUUGGCAAUAUAUCCAGAACUCGAGGACGCCCGGAACAAGAAAGUGUCAAAAGACUAUCUUGUCCCCAGUUGGGCUGCCGGCCACUCUCUUUGUACUAUCACCAGUCUCUUUCAGAUAUUGCAGAGGCAUCUACGGGCCUAUUACACUGCCGCAGCAGGCAGCCAAUCAUAUGCAGCGACAAUUCAAGAUUUCUAUAGUACUCAGCUUUAUAUGGACACUGCACUCAUGGUAUGUGUAUAUUUAAAUAUAUACAUAUGUUAUUAUAUAUGAAAUAUAUACAUAUGCAUAUAUAAAAUAAACCUAAGAAGCAU
This is a messenger RNA of Pelobates cultripes (western spadefoot toad), 6397 nucleotides long. The record is from the annotation of a GenBank genome assembly. Lineage: Eukaryota; Metazoa; Chordata; Amphibia; Anura; Pelobatidae.